AUGUGUCGAUCGUUAGUGAUAGUUGGACUGUUGGUGACUGCGGUGUGUGGAUUACCGGCCAAGGAUAACCUCCAAGAUGAUCCUGUCACGGAAAUCCUUCCGGAAAUGUCGGAUACCGAAUUUCGCAAGUUUGCGGAAAGCCUUGGAAUUCCAGUUGACACUUUGCCGACUUUGAGUGAAGCAGAUCGAGCUCUCUUUGCGAAAAUCAGUGUUGAAAAUCAGAAAACUCCAAAAGCGAAGGAGGCGAACCGAACGACGACGGAAGGAUCUAAGGAUGGGCUGGAAAUGUACAAAACGUGGGCAGAGCGUCAAAUAAACGCACAAGAGGAGGAAUACUUGGAGUACAAAAAAUGGGCGGAAGAACAGUUUGAUUCGAUGGAACGAAAAGUGGAGGAGAUGGAAAAGGAGAAAGAGUCGAGGGAGAAAAUCAUCGGGAAUAUUCAAAAGGGCGAAGGAAACGAAGGAGCAGAAGAGAGUCGCAUGAAAGAGAUGAUCCGCCGGAACAAGGAGAAGGAACGAGAGGUGGAACAGGAACGUACAAGACUGAAGAAAGUGUACGAGAGUGAAAUUAAAUCGCUGGAAGAUAAGUUGAAGAAAGCAGAGGAUGAAUUGUUGCGACAAAAGCUGGAGCAAGAAGAAAAGGAAGAAACGAUUAAGCAAGAACGUCAGAAACGUGAGGAACUGAAGAAGGAACAUGCUGAAGCGAUUUUAUUGAAAGACAUGGAAGUAAACAAGAAACAAGAACUGUUGAUUCAGGCUCAACAGCAGUUGUCAUUACAGGAACAGAAGUGCCGGAUGAAGAUAGAGGAGGAACGGAAACGCAUGGAGGAAAAAUUGGAAAGUGAUAAGAAGAUAGCGGAGUGGGAACGUCAGGAGCUACAAAACAGAAUGUCACUCGUACUCGAGUCACAAAUUGCGAAUUUGAAUAGAAAGCAAGAAUCGUUAGCGAGAGCAGAGCAAGAAUUGAAAGAACAGAGUAAGAAAUAUGAAGAAGAGAAACGACGUUCUGAUGAAUUGAUGAAAGAGGUCAAGAAACAGGAACAACAAAAGAGGGAACAGCUGCUAGUGGAGCAUGUCAAGGCGAUUCGGAUGACUGAGGAAAAGUUGGAGAAGACGAAUCAGGAGUUGGCGCAGAAGGAGUUGGAAAAUGAACAGGAUCGGGAAAAUUGGAAACGUGCUGAACACGUGAUGCGGGAAAAUAUGGAAAGCGAACAGCGGCGACACGCUGAGCUCGUCAUCGACAACGAUGAAAGAAUUCGGAAGCUGCAAAAUGAAAGGCAGGAACUCAUCAGGUUCACCGUCGCCUGUAGAAGACUGAAGAGUUUUUAAAAAAACUUUUCAAACAUAUUCACACAGAGUCGGUUUCCGGAUGAAAUAUCACAUAUUUUUCCAUGACUGAUUUCAACCUAACUUUUUUCUAGAAAAAAACUCACUAUUUUCAUGCACAUUAGUUGAAAAUUAUACAUCAAUAUGCCUCCGUUGUAAGUUAAAAUGGAUCAAUUUUUCUUUCAGUAUAAUUUUG
Messenger RNA from Diprion similis, 1522 nucleotides. Its product is annotated as vicilin-like seed storage protein At2g18540. The transcript is spliced from 2 exons. The coding region runs from base 1 to 1329 and encodes 442 amino acids. NCBI's taxonomy places the organism in Eukaryota, Metazoa, Arthropoda, Insecta, Hymenoptera, Diprionidae. The record is from RefSeq and is a predicted model, not a curated record.